Rotaria socialis is the source of this 3855-nucleotide messenger RNA. The record is from the annotation of a GenBank genome assembly. NCBI's taxonomy places the organism in Eukaryota, Metazoa, Rotifera, Eurotatoria, Philodinida, Philodinidae.
AUGAUAACACUAAAUGGUAACAAACCAGUGUGGAUCCGAGAUAGCGAACACGGAUUCAUAAUUGGAAAAAUUAGCGAUAUUGCUUCCGAUAAUGUGACCGUUCAACCCAGCGACAAUGGAAAAAAGCUUGUUGUCCCAUACGAUUCAGUGUUUCAAGCAGAAGAAUAUGACAAAGAUGCGGAUGAUAAUUGUGCGCUUAUGUAUCUUAAUGAAGCUACGCUAUUGAAUAAUCUUCGCCGUCGUUAUAAAAAAGAUAUGAUUUAUACUUAUGUAGCUAACAUUUUAAUCGCCAUCAAUCCGUAUAAAGAACUACGUGGUGUUUACAAUGUCGAUAACAUGACACGAUUUAAUGGCAAAUCACUUGGAGUCAUGCCGCCCCAUGUAUUUGCUAUCGGUGAUAAAUCUUAUCGUGACAUGCGUACAACUCGACAAAGUCAAUCAAUCAUUAUUUCUGGUGAAUCAGGAGCUGGUAAAACCGAAUCUGCGAAAUAUGUGUUACAAUAUUUAACCGAAUCAUAUGGUUCUCAUAGUGGUCAAAUUGAAGAUCGUAUAAAUAAAUGUAAAAACAAAGAAGAAAUUUCAUUUAGUUUAAUAUUAUUUCUCGUCUUGUAUAUUUGUCUAGCUAAUCCAUUAUUAGAAGCAUUUGGCAAUGCAAAGACAACUCGUAAUAAUAAUUCAAGCCGUUUUGGUAAAUUUAUUGAAGUUCAUUUUAAUGAAAAAUAUCGUGUUGUCGGCGGAUAUAUAUCUCAUUAUCUACUUGAAAAAUCUCGUAUAUGUGUUCAAUCAAAAGACGAACGAAAUUAUCAUAUUUUCUAUCGAUUGUGCGCUGGUGCACCUGAAAAUAUUCGAAGUGCGCUACGACUGGCUCCACCAGAUAAUUUUCAUUAUCUUAGACGAGGUUGCACACAAUUUUUUUGCAAUAGCCAAACGGAAAACAAAUUGUCAAAAAAUCGUCUAAGUCAAGAAUUCCUUUCAAAAGGACCAUUACGUGAUCCGCAAUUAGAUGAUGUCAAUGAUUUUAUUGAAUGUGAUCAAUCAAUGGAUCAUAUGGGUUUAUCAACUCAAGAUAAAUUAAAUAUUUAUAGUACAGUUGCAGCCGUUCUUCAUCUUGGAAAUAUUAAUUUUGAAGACGAUCCGGAAAGUACAAAAGGUGGCUCUAAAAUAACACACUCAACUGAACAAUCAUUGAGCAUAACAUCUGAAAUGUUGGGUCUUGAUGUACGUGAACUUCGUCAUGCAUUAAUAACACGAGUUUUAAUGACUAGAGCAGGAGGCAAUAAUAAAGAUAAUAUGAUUCCUGUUCCAUUAAAAGAUCAUGAAGCACAAAAUGCUCGUGACGCAUUGGCUAAAGCAUUAUAUGUUCGAUUAUUUGAUCAAAUAGUUAGUUUUGUGAAUAAAUCAAUACCGUAUAGUUCAUCAAAUUCAUACAUUGGUAUUCUCGACAUAGCUGGUUUUGAAUAUUUUCCUAUAAAUUCAUUUGAACAAUUUUGUAUUAACUAUUGCAAUGAGAAAUUACAACAUUUUUUUAACGAACGAAUUCUUAAAGAAGAGCAAGUAUUGUAUGAAAAGGAAGGCCUUGGCUUAAAGAAAAUAAAAUUCAUUGAUAAUCAAGAUUGUAUUGAGUUGAUCGAAGCGAAAACAAUUGGUUGCUUUGAUUUACUAGAUGAAGAAAGUAAAUUACCGACACCAAAACCUGAACAUUUUACAAGUGAAGUUCACAAUCGUAAUAGAGGUCAUCCGAGACUUGAUAUUCCACGAAAGUCAAAAUUACGAGCUUCACGUGAAAUACGUGAUGAUGAAGGUUUUCUUAUUCAACAUUUUGCAGGUGGUGUGGUCUAUUCAACCGCGCAAUUUAUUGAAAAAAAUAACGAUGCUCUGCAUACAUCUCUUCUAAUGCUUGUUCAAGGAUGUAAAAAUAGUUUCAUCAAGAGUCUUUUUCAAAACCAAGGCGAACUGGAACAAUCAGCAGGAAAAUUAAAUUUUAUUUCUGUUGGAUCGAAAUUUCGUUCGCAAUUAGCUGAACUUAUGAAUAAAUUACGAAGCACAGGCAUUAGUUUCAUUCGUUGUAUUAAACCAAAUCUGAAAAUGGUAGCAAAUCUAUUUGAAGGUGGUCAAAUUUUAAGUCAAUUGCAGUGCAGUGGCAUGGUAUCAGUAUUAGCUUUAAUGCAACAAGGUUUUCCAUCGCGUACACAAUUCUCUGAAUUAUAUUCAAUGUAUAAAAAAUAUCUACCAGCUGAAUUAGCUCGACUUGAGCCACGUCUUUUCUGUAAAGCUUUAUUUAAAGCAUUGAAUCUUCGUGAUGCAGAUUUUAAAUUUGGCUUAACAAAAGUUUUUUUUCGUCCUGGAAAAUUUGCUGAAUUCGAUGAACUAAUGAAAUCAGAUCCGCAAAAUCUAGCUGUGCUCAUAUCCAAGGUUAAAAAAUGGCUUCUAUGGACACGUUGGAAAACAGCUCAAUGGUGUGCUUUAUCUGUCAUUAAACUCAAAAAUAAAAUUCUUUAUCGACGUAAAUGUUUAAUUGACAUUCAACGACAUACUCGCAUGCAUUUAGUUUACAAACGUUAUGCACCAAGAAUUCGAGGUUUGGUUAAAGCUAAAGCAUUACAUGAACAAGUAGCAGCAAUGGAAAAGAUUGCUAGUCAAAUGAAAACGAAUAAAGAACAAGUUUAUCAACAAAUACAUCAAUUGAAACAGUCUAUCGAUCAAUUAAUUCAUGAAAUUGCAAACACUCACAUGACCGCAACACAAAUUGAUAAUGCAUAUAAUGAUCUUGUGGCUUCCAUUGAUCGAGAAUUUCGCCGAUUAAAACAAGUAGCUGCUGAACAAGAAAUGAAAGAUGAACAAGAACGUUUGAAAAAGAUUCAGGGUGCAUUAGAAAAUGAAAAACUUAUAAAAUCUGAUGAAGAUAAACGUUUCGAACAAGAAAAAGACGAAUUUCGACAGCGUUCAGCUAUAGAACAACGGCGAGCGGAACAAGAAAGACUGAUGGGUAAAGUAAAUGCUGAAGAAUCUCGCCGUCGAAAAGAACUUCAAGAGCAGGAACUGGCGGAAGAAGCUUUUCUAUCAGAAAUGAACGAACGUGAACGGCGUGAUUAUGACUUAGCACGACGUAUUGCUUUAGAAACAGGUAGUGAAGCUGAUUUACCACAUUUACAACGCAAAUCUCGUUCGAAUAUCAAUCCAAAAUAUGAUUUACGGGGACAUACUUAUGCACAACUACGUGAUCUAAUUAAUACAUCGUGUGAUCUCGACUUACUUGAUGCAUGCCGUGAAGAAUUUCAUCGACGCUUGAAGGUUUAUCAUGCGUGGAAAUUAAAAAAUCGAAAAGGAAAAAAUCUAUCGGCGGUCGAUGAUAAAGAUGAUGAGUUGGAUGAAGAUCGAGCACCGCAGGCUAUUUUAAAUAAUGCUGUGUCUGUGUCAUCGGCAAGCAGUGCGUCGAAAAAAGGUGGGCAAGGAGCGACAGCAUCUUCUAAUUCUAAAGGCGGCGGUAGUGGUAAAGCUAGCGAACAGCGUUUCUUUCGCAUUCCAUUUCUUCGCCCCAAUGAACGAAGUAGUGAUGCCAGUGAUCAAAAAAAGACUGGCUGGUGGUAUGCUCAUUUCGAUGAUAAAUGGAUUGCUCGUCAAAUGGAAAUUCAUCCGAACAAAAAGCCCGUUUUACUCGUUUCAGGUAUCGAUGAUAUGAAUAUGUGUGAAUUAAGUUUAGAUGAAACAGGCUUACCUGCGAAAAAGGGUGCUGAAAUACUAGAAAAUGAUUUUGAACAAGAAUGGCUUAAGAAUGGAGGUCGAGAAUAUUUGAAAAAGCAUCACAAAAAAAUUAGUUCAAAAUAUGUUCUUCAAUCGCUUGAAAAACAUCGUUAA